AUGUCUUCAAGUGAGGAAAUAUCCGCUAAGGUUGUUGAGUCAGAGACUCCAGUUAUACAACAUGAAAAUGAAUUAGUUGGUACAGCAGACACUGACCGUGUUGAAGCACCAGUCACUAUGAGGGCCUACUUUAUGUGUGCUUUCUCUGCCUUUGGUGGUAUUUUCUUUGGUUAUGAUUCUGGUUAUAUCAGUGGAGUCAUGGGUAUGAAUUAUUUCUUACAAGAAUUCGAUGGAGGUAAAGCUGAUCUUACGGCAUGGAAAAAAUCCCUUAUUACCAGUAUUCUUUCUGCAGGUACGUUUUUUGGAUCGCUUAUGGCAGGUGAUCUUGCUGACUUCUUCGGUCGUAGAGUCACGAUUAUUGUUGGAUGCUUGGUAUUUAUCGUCGGUGAUAUUCUUCAAACCGCUUCUUCAUCCCUUGGGUUAUUGGUUGCUGGUCGUUUAGUUUCAGGUUUUGGUGUUGGUUUCAUUUCUGCUAUUAUCAUCCUUUACAUGUCAGAAAUUGCACCAAGGAAGAUUCGUGGUGCUUUAGUUUCAGGCUACCAAUUCUGUGUCACCAUUGGUCUUCUUUUAGCAUCAUGUGUUGAUUACGGUACUCAGGACUAUACUACCAGUGCCUCAUAUAGAAUACCAAUAGCUCUCCAAAUGCUUUGGGCUCUCAUCUUAGGAGUCGGUCUUUUCUUACUCCCAGAAUCGCCUCGUUACUACGUUAAAAAGGACAAUCUUAACAAGGCCAGAAAUGUUCUUUCGAGACUUCGUGGACAGCCAGAAGAUAGCGACUAUAUUACUGAUGAAUUGGCAGAAAUAGUUGCUAAUAAUGAAAUUGAAAAAAAACUUAUUCCACAGGAUAAUUACUUCGAUUCUUGGUUUGCAUGUUUCACUGGUGGUCUUAGAAAUCCAGCAGGUAAUCUUAGGAGAACCAUCUUAGGAGUGUUUUUGCAAAUGAUGCAACAAUUUACUGGUAUUAACUUCAUUUUCUACUUCGGUACAACAUUUUUCCAGCAGUUGGGAACGAUCAGCAACCCAUUCUUGAUAAGUUUAAUUACAACUUUGGUUAACGUUUGCUCUACACCAAUAUCUUUCUACACAAUUGAAAGAUACGGUCGUCGUACUAUAUUGAUAUGGGGAGCUGUUGGAAUGUUCGUUUGUGAGCUCAUUGCAGCUAUAAUUGGAACUGCUGCACCAAAUAACCUUAACGCCAUGAAAGCUGUGAUUUCCUUCAUCUGUAUCUAUAUUUUCUUCUUUGCAUCAACAUGGGGUCCAGGUGCUUGGGUUGUCAUCGGUGAAAUUUUCCCAUUACCUAUCCGUUCAAGAGGUGUUGCAUUAUCCACUGCUUCCAACUGGUUCUGGAACUGUAUCAUUGCAGUCAUUACUCCUUAUAUGGUUGGUUCGGAUGAAGGUAAUUUAGGUUCGAAAGUUUUCUUCAUCUGGGGAGCUUUAUGUGGUACAUGUAUCCUUUACGCUUACUUUUUGGUUCCAGAAACCAAAGGAUUAUCACUUGAACAAGUUGAUCGUAUGAUGGAAGAAUCUAACCCACGUAAUUCAGCAAAGUGGAAGCCCACAACGACCUUCGCACAAGAAGUUGGUCUUACUGAUGAUGUUAAGCCAGAAGUUGAACACGUAUAA
Messenger RNA from Priceomyces carsonii, 1623 nucleotides. It is a transcript of the gene HGT12, whose product is annotated as Hgt12p. Lineage: Eukaryota; Fungi; Ascomycota; Pichiomycetes; Serinales; Debaryomycetaceae. Gene Ontology annotation, biological process: transmembrane transport; carbohydrate transport. The transcript has a single exon. Bases 1 to 1623 code for a protein of 540 amino acids. The record is from RefSeq and is a predicted model, not a curated record. Gene Ontology annotation, cellular component: membrane. Gene Ontology annotation, molecular function: carbohydrate:proton symporter activity.